Messenger RNA from Caenorhabditis remanei, 1341 nucleotides. RefSeq lists its product as uncharacterized. The record is from RefSeq and is a predicted model, not a curated record. NCBI's taxonomy places the organism in Eukaryota, Metazoa, Nematoda, Chromadorea, Rhabditida, Rhabditidae. The coding region runs from base 1 to 1341 and encodes 446 amino acids. The transcript has 5 exons.
AUGUAUAGGAAUUUCCGAGCUACAAACGUGUGGGAUGUCGACAAAACAAUCCCAUCGACAUCAUCAUUUUUGGAUUGGAUUUUGUCCCCAGUGUAUGAUAACGAGACAGGAGACCACAAUUCGACAGAUGUUCUUUGUGCGAAUUGUAUAGGGAAUAGAAAUUUAAUUGCAUGCGUCCGCUCCAGUAUCUUUGCAGUUCUUGGAAUAUGUACUGCUGCAAUGUGUAUGGCUCGAAUCGCGAAACUUCACUCGACUUCCCAAUCACAACUAAUGCUUCUUCUUUAUUAUAUUCUGGCUGUUCACUGUUUUGGAGGAUCAUUCGAAUGGCUGAUCGGAUGGAAUACCCAAAUCGCCUUGUUUCUCUCCUACACCAAAGCCAUUUGCCUUCUAAUCGUUUGUUAUUUCUACCUGGAUAUCGCCUCUUCCAUGAUGCAUUGGAGCUCAACUGCUGGAAAACGUCUUUGUUUUGUGGCUCUAUUCCUACUUUUCACAUAUUUCACGGCCUUCCUUGUGAUGGGUUACGUACUGGCUUCGAUCGAACCGAGGCUGGAUUGUAGAGCUCCAUACUGGAUCUGGUUCUCCACCGGACAAUUCAUAAUUGUCCAAAUGACUCUCGUCUCGUUCUGUAUGAUUCUUCGAAGAAUGAAUCGAAUCUCGGCUCCAGUUCAAAUGAGAGCAGCUCAACGGAGAGAUGUUUUUGUAUUGAUGUGGGCUUUUGAGACAGCGACUUUUUGUGAUUUAGCUUAUCACAUUGGGAUGUUUAUGUUGGCAGAUGAGAGGACGGCCAAUAGUUGUUCGGCUAUUUUUGCCCACGACCAAAUCCGUUACAGUAUGCUGAAAGCCCCAUACGAUUUGAUCAACUUCAUCAUGCCAGUCUGGGCGAUUCUCUACGUGUUCCGAUCGAAAGCCAAGCCAAGAUCAGACACAGAUGAUGAUUCAGUUGAGUCCUCCACCGCCUCAUCCUGGUCUUCCAAUCACUCCCGAAACAAUGUCCGAAUCGCUGACGUCGUCACUGUCAGAAACUGGAGACGUCGUUACCGUCCACUCACUCAACCAUCUGCUUCCGAAAGACCAGUUCUUCACUCCCAGUGGAGACAGAAUCGAGCGAUGACGUCUCAGAAUCCGAAUAACCAGAUGUUGUCACCGCCAUCUGUUCCAGCAGCACCACGUCUUCGUAGUGUGUCAUCAGCGCCAAUGAUCCGGAGAAUUAGUGUAUCACAUUCGAUUGUCAGCUCCCCACUCUACAGUAUCCCAGAGGAACAUUUGGGCUCAAUCCCACAACAACCGCAAAUCAUCGUCGGCUCUCUGGACACCUUUUCAACAGUUCCUCUUCUAGAUUAA